UGGAGAGGAGGGGCUCGGGGGUUCCCGAGGAGGUUUUGAGGUGUCCCUGAGCAAUGUCCCGGAGGUGAGCCCAGAGCUGGCCCUGAGGUGGCCCUGAGAAGAAGUGGAAGGCAGAGGUGGUGCUGAGGCAGGAGAGCCCCGUGCUGGGGAAGAGGCUGAGCUGGGAGUGCCCAGCAGCGAGAAGGUGCUGUGUCCAUGCCCUGUGUGCCAGCAGGAUUUGUCCUUCCCAAAGCUUGGGUGGAUGGAGGAGGAGGAUUUGAGGAAGAGGAAAAGGCUGCGGGCCCCCCAGGCAGGCCCCGAGCUGAGGACGGAGAGCACGGAGGACAAAUCCCCCCGGCAGAGCCUGGUGGGAGAGGCCGUUUUGAAGGGCUCCCCAGCGCAGGAAGGCAGCGGGGAGGAAAAGGCCCGGAGAUGCCCCCGGAGGAGGGGCUGCAAAGCCAGCCCAGGGAGCUCUGAGGAGGAAAGACCCGUCCUGUGCCGGGAAGGCGGCCGGAGCUUGAGCCGGAGCUCUGAGCUGGUGGUCCCUGAGCAGCCUCCCAGCAGGGAGAAGCCCUUCAGGUGCUUGGAAUGUGGGAAGAGCUUCAAUGUCAGCUCCGCCCUCCGCAGGCACCAGCUCCUCCACACUGGGGAGAGGCCCUACAAGUGUUUGAAAUGUGGGAAGAGGUUUCAGACCAGCUCCAAUCUCCUCCAGGCAUGAGCAGACACACACAGGGGAGACGCCCUUCUGCUGCACGUACUGCGGGAAGGGCUUCAAAUGCAACUCCCACCUCAUCAGGCACCAGCUCAUCCACACUGGGGAACGGCCCUACAAGUGCUUGGAAUGUGGGAAGAGGUUUCAGACCAGCUCGAAGCUCCUCAGGCAUGAGCAGACACACACAGGGGAGAGGCCCUUCCGCUGCACCGACUGCGGGAAGGGCUUCAACCAGAACAGCAACCUCAUCACCCACCGGCGCAUCCACACCGGGGAGAGGCCCUACAAGUGUGGGGAGUGUGGGAAGAGCUUCAGCCAGAGCUCCCACUUGACCUCCCACCAACAGACCCACCGGUAAGGGAAGCCCUAGGAAUGCCCCGACUGCGGGAAGAACUUCAGCCGCUGCUCCCACCUCAGAUGACCCCCCUGAUGUUGAGGCAACCCCUGGAGUCCAGGGACUGUCAGUCCAUCCCUUUCUACCAGAAAGGGCCAGUCCCCUUUCCCAGGGGCAGGUUGUGCCAACAGAACCCUUCUUGGGGGGUGUGUGGAGAUUCCUGCCUUGACUGGGACCCCCCAAGGUCACUGCUGGAGGUUGAGAGCAGAGAUCUCCCCCUGAGCGUUGGUCUGGGGGAGUUCCAUUCCUCUCUAAUGAAUAAUUCUUGCUUUGGUGCCAGCUUGAGUAGAAUUGCUUCAACAAUUGCUUUAGUGUAGAGCACUGUCCUGUCUUAUGCUGUACUACUGGUAAUUUUAGUGUUUCUAUUGUGCAGUAAAUAAUUCUGAUGAA
Myiozetetes cayanensis is the source of this 1475-nucleotide messenger RNA. RefSeq names its product zinc finger protein 696-like. The record is from RefSeq and is a predicted model, not a curated record. The transcript has 4 exons. NCBI's taxonomy places the organism in Eukaryota, Metazoa, Chordata, Aves, Passeriformes, Tyrannidae. Gene Ontology annotation, molecular function: DNA-binding transcription factor activity, RNA polymerase II-specific; RNA polymerase II cis-regulatory region sequence-specific DNA binding. Bases 242 to 697 code for a protein of 151 amino acids. Gene Ontology annotation, biological process: regulation of transcription by RNA polymerase II.